Messenger RNA from Engraulis encrasicolus (European anchovy), 1636 nucleotides. RefSeq names its product hematopoietic cell signal transducer (gene hcst). Gene Ontology annotation, biological process: positive regulation of phosphatidylinositol 3-kinase/protein kinase B signal transduction; regulation of immune response. The transcript has 6 exons. The record is from RefSeq and is a predicted model, not a curated record. Gene Ontology annotation, molecular function: phosphatidylinositol 3-kinase binding; signaling receptor binding. NCBI's taxonomy places the organism in Eukaryota, Metazoa, Chordata, Actinopteri, Clupeiformes, Engraulidae. Bases 260 to 514 code for a protein of 84 amino acids. Gene Ontology annotation, cellular component: membrane.
CAACACUGUGUGCUACUUUCUCAAGAGUAUCAACAUCAGUUUGAAGAUGAACAUUGAAAUAGCCAAUACUGAAUUACAUCUUUAUGGGUGACAGGGGUCUUAAUGACUAGGUGACAGGCUACAGCAUAUAUGAGUCUCCUGCGUCAUCCGUGUCUCACACGACCACAGUAAAUCUGGACACUCCUAGUCCUCACCUCAUUAGAGCGCCAGCCACAAGGCCAUCGCUGCUCGCAAAGAGGCUGCAGAACAGGAAGAGGAAAUGGAGAGACCUGCGCUGCUAGUCUUCCUCUUGCUCUGUGUGCAUGAGGGAGCACUAGCAAAUUCAGGUCCAGUUCCGGAGAGCCACUCUUGCUACAGGAUUGAGCCGUUGACCCUGGCCUUAGUGGUGGUCGGUGACAUAGUGCUGACCAUCGCCAUCGUACUGGUCACAUACUACUGCGCCAGCCGACGCAAACGACAGAGCGAUAACGCUGAUAAGGUGUACAUGAACGUAAGAGCAAACUGCAAGAAGUGAUUUUCAUCACAUCCUCACCUCCUCAUCACCUCCUCCUCACCUCCUCAUCACCUCCUCAUCACCUCCUCAUCACCUCCUCAUCACACCCUCACCUCCACAUCUCACACUCACCUCCUCAUCAUCUCCUCAUCGCACCCUCACCUCCUCCUCUUCACCUCCUCAUCAUCUCCUCAUCACACCCUCACCUCCUCAUCACCUCCUCACCUCCUCAUCACCUCCUAACCUCCUCAUCACCUCCUCCUCACCUCCUCAUCACACCCUCACCUCCUCCUCACCUCCUCAUCACCUCAUCACCUCCUCAUCACCUCCUCCUCACCUCCUUACCUCCUCCUCAUCACCUCCUCCUCACAUCCUCACCUCUUCAUCACACCCUCACCUAGGGCUGCACAAUUAAUCGAUAAUAAUCGAAAAUCGUGAUAAAAUCGUGAAAUCAAAGUCGUGAUUUCAAUGGUGAUUUAAUCGUGGCAAUAGUGACCUACCUUUGAGAGCGCCCUUGGAGCCAGAACAUACUGUCAGGCUGGUGUUUCUGGACAGAAAUCUGUCCACCUAAGUCUCAUGCUAUUGCCUGUACAUAAUUAUUACAAUUCAUUUUAUUUUGCUCAUCCCGUAUAUAAUUCAUUCUUGGUUAUGUUUCAUGUUGUUAUAAUUUUCAAAAAAAAACAAAAUAAUCGUGAUAAUGAUUUUUUCCACAAUCGUGCAGCCCUAAGUAUAAUAAAACUGUAUUAUGGUAUCACUGACACAUAUCACUGUGGUAUCACUGUCACAUUACAGAAGAAUUUCUUGUAUGUAAUAAAAGUUAACAUGAUUAUAUUGAAAACGUAAAUUGAAGAACAAACUGCAUGACGGGUUUCAAUUUCAGUAAAGCUCAACAACUAUAUAUUUUUCUUUGGGAAAUGCACGGCACACAUUAUGUAUUACGUAUUCUUUAUUCUUUUGAUGUUAUGAUCAUUAAAACUACGUUUUGCUGUAUUUACUGCACAUCGUCUCAGGGAGCUUAAUUUUCAUCAGGGUUUUUCUUUAAAUAUAUACAAUAUAUAUAUUUCUUUAAAUAUAUAGUUAACGCGUGGCUGGCCAUAUCACUUUGUCUCAUUGAUAUCAAUAAAUAUUUAUUUUCUCAUGUGA